This is a messenger RNA of Prunus armeniaca (apricot), 333 nucleotides long. NCBI's taxonomy places the organism in Eukaryota, Viridiplantae, Streptophyta, Magnoliopsida, Rosales, Rosaceae. The record is from the annotation of a GenBank genome assembly.
AUGGAGAAGACAACAUCUAAGGCAGCUAUUUUCAUCGUCUUCUUGGUCAUUGCAUCUUGUGUACCAUUCUUCUCGGAAGCCAUGGUGAUUAAGCGAAGAUGCUCUACUACCGCUGACUGCGAAACGUUUCCCUGUUACUCAAAAGAGUUUAAAAAGAUUUGCAUUGACAACUUGUGCGAAUGCAAAAUACCGAAUAGUGAUGCCUCCGCCCAGACAAAUGAAAAUGAAAGACCAUGUUCCAGUCAGGAGGACUGCGACAAAAUUGAUUUCCUAUGUCGAUCGGGAACCCUCAAAUGUGUUAAUGGGAAAUGCAUAUGCGUAGGCGUGAAUUGA